AAUGAGGAACCUCUAUUAGCUCUCAAUCCUGACCAUUUGAAUCAAUACGCAAACACUUGUUCCCCAACAUUACUCGUUUCAUCUGCAGCACUGACCUACGGAUCUAUUCAUGCAUCAGAAAAUUUGGUACCAGGCAAAUCUAGUGCAGUCUCCGUAUUUGCGACUUCAGCAGAAGAGCCUUCGACAACUGUAUCUUCCAAGAUUCGGCAACCUGUUUUCCGACUUCCAUGGCUUGGCAGAAGCAGAAGGGCCAGUAUAGGUGAGGAUCAGAUCAGACAUACUUCGAAAGAAUGCAAAUGCUUAUCUGAUAACAAGUUGAGGCCUUGUUUGGCAAAAAGGUCAGAGAAAGCAGGACACGUACAGAAAGAUUCAAAGCCUGCCGACGGCAAUAAAGAUUUCGUACGGAUCUGUGCCCUCUUUGUGACUGAUUCCUCGAUUGAUAAUUUUGCCACGAGAUAUAAUUCGACUCAUCGGUUUCUCGAUAUCUCCUUCAACUGUUUGACGAUCUUUAUGGUCCAUCGUAUCUGGUUUCGUUUUUAUCGCUUCCUGGAAUCUGGCCAGCCUUCACUUUCCACUAUCAACGAUCAUCCUUUUUUUCCUAGUUCAGAGGCAGAUUCUGCGUCGCCAGCGUCUCUUCACUUGCCUUUCUCACCAAAAGACGACUCUAUCAGUUCGCCAGUACAUGCUUCAGAUUUCAUUCGAGGUUACCAGUCUAGAUAUAAUUCCAUGAGCAUGCGUAUCCGGCCUAUCUUAGGAUCUAAAUUCUCCCACAGAAACGGUAAUCAGCGAUUUCGGGCAGAAGCAAAGGAAUUACCUGUCAGGGUCAAGACGUCAGAUUCAGGAAUCACUCUUUUGCAGGAAAGCGUUUCUUACAAUGCCACCAGGCCUCCCCGCCUAUCAAAAUCGCAUUUAUGUCGGACAGUUAUCACUGCGUCUGUGAACACAUUUCGUCUAGAUCUGGCUCGAUCGCCUCCAGCUUCUUUGCUAUAUACUUUGCUUCAUGAGUCGCCCAAGACUUCGCUUACGACGCCUUCUUCCAUGGAUCCCAAAGACAAUUUUGAGGACCCGUUUGUCCAAUUCACAGCUCGUGAUCUUUAUCUUCGUCUUGUCAGAUAUCAUCAGUCGACGGCUACUACCAGUGGUAAUUGCGAAUCGGAUAAUUGUUCGCUUGACCCAUUUGGACUCCAGCUCAAGACUCCAGAUGAAGAUGUGGGUUCUUCGCCACUUCCCUCUUCGGCUUAUUGUCUUCCCAUGCUGCAUCAACUGGAAGGCCAUCUUGGUGGAAUUAGUGUAUGA
Messenger RNA from Protopolystoma xenopodis, 1296 nucleotides. Lineage: Eukaryota; Metazoa; Platyhelminthes; Monogenea; Polystomatidea; Polystomatidae. The record is from the annotation of a GenBank genome assembly.